This is a messenger RNA of Capra hircus (goat), 3318 nucleotides long. It is a transcript of the gene LRFN1, whose product is annotated as leucine rich repeat and fibronectin type III domain containing 1. NCBI's taxonomy places the organism in Eukaryota, Metazoa, Chordata, Mammalia, Artiodactyla, Bovidae. The transcript is spliced from 5 exons. The record is from RefSeq and is a predicted model, not a curated record. Gene Ontology annotation, molecular function: protein binding. Bases 162 to 2471 code for a protein of 769 amino acids.
GGCGGCGGGGCCGGGCCCCGGGCCCCCCCGGGCUGGGUGCUGGCCCAGGCCCUGACUGCCUGAAGAGAGAUGAAGAAACCGAGAUUCAGAGAGGUUCAGACACUUGCCCGAGAUCACACAGCUAAUCUCACCUCCCGCUCCUCCCGCCUCCCCUCUGCACCAUGGCUCCGGGCCCCUUCUCAGUGCUCCUCUCGCUGCCGCCUACUGCCCUGCCCUUUCUGCUGCUCCUCUGGGCAGGGGCAUCACGGGGCCAGCCCUGCCCUGGCCGCUGCAUCUGCCAGAACGUGGCGCCCACGCUGACCAUGCUGUGCGCCAAGACUGGCUUGCUCUUUGUGCCGCCGGCUAUCGACCGGCGCGUGGUGGAGCUGCGGCUCACCGACAACUUUAUCGCGGCCAUCCGCCGCCGAGACUUCGCCAACAUGACCAGCCUGGUACACCUCACCCUCUCCCGGAACACCAUUGGCCAGGUGGCGGCCGGCGCCUUUGCGGACCUGCGCGCCCUCCGCGCCCUGCACCUCGACAGCAACCGGCUGGCAGAGGUCCGAGGGGACCAGCUCCGGGGUUUGGGCAACCUCCGCCACCUGAUCCUGGGCAACAACCAGAUCCGCCGGGUGGAGUCGGCUGCUUUCGACGCCUUCCUGUCCACCGUGGAGGACCUGGAUCUGUCCUACAACAACCUGGAGGCUCUGCCCUGGGAGGCCGUGGGCCAGAUGGUGAACCUAAACACCCUCACCCUGGACCACAACCUCAUCGAUCACAUCGCCGAAGGGACCUUUGUGCAGCUUCACAAACUGGUUCGCCUGGAUAUGACCUCCAACCGCCUGCAUAAACUGCCCCCUGAUGGGCUCUUCCUGAGGUCCCAAGGUCCGGGACCCAAGCCGCCCACACCGCUCACGGUCAGCUUCGGCGGCAACCCCCUGCACUGCAACUGUGAGCUGCUGUGGUUGCGGCGGCUGACCAGGGAGGACGACCUGGAGACGUGCGCCACGCCGGAGCACCUCACCGACCGCUACUUCUGGUCCAUCCCAGAGGAGGAGUUUCUGUGUGAGCCUCCGCUGAUCACGCGGCAGGCAGGCGGCCGGGCCCUGGUGGUGGAGGGCCAGGCAGUCAGCCUGCGGUGCCGCGCCGUGGGCGACCCUGAGCCCGUGGUGCACUGGGUGGCACCCGACGGGCGCCUGCUGGGGAACUCGAGCCGGACCCGGGUCCGGGGGGAUGGGACCCUGGAUGUAACCAUCACCACCUUGCGGGACAGUGGCACCUUCACUUGCAUCGCCUCUAACGCCGCCGGGGAAGCCACCGCACCCGUGGAGGUGUGCGUGGUGCCUCUGCCUCUGAUGGCGCCCCCGCCUGCUGCCCCGCCACCUCUCACGGAGCCUGGCUCCUCGGACAUCGCCACGCCUGGCCGACCUGGAGCCAAUGAGUCGGCGGCUGAGCGCCGGCUUGUGGCGGCGGAGCUCACGUCCAGCUCUGUGCUCAUCCGCUGGCCGGCCCAGAGGCCCGUGCCUGGCAUCCGCAUGUACCAGGUGCAGUACAACAGCUCCGCAGACGACUCCCUUGUCUACAGGAUGAUCCCAUCCACCAGCCAGACCUUUCUGGUGAAUGAUCUGGCAGCGGGCCGCGCCUACGACCUGUGCGUGCUGGCUGUCUACGACGAUGGGGCCACGGCGCUGCCGGCCACCCGAGUGGUGGGCUGCGUGCAGUUUACCACCGCUGGGGAUCCCGCACCCUGCCGCCCGCUGAGGGCCCAUUUCUUGGGCGGCACCAUGAUCAUCGCCAUCGGGGGUGUCAUUGUCGCCUCCGUCCUCGUUUUCAUCGUUCUGCUCAUGAUCCGCUACAAGGUCUACGGCGAUGGGGACGGCCGCCGAGUCAAGGGCACCUCCAGGUCGCCUCCGCGGGUCAGCCACGUGUGCUCGCAAACCAACGGCGCAGGCGCAACGCAGGCCCCGCCCCCGCCGGCGCCCGACCGCUACGAGGCGCUGCGAGAGGUGGCGACUCCCGCGGCUGCGGCGGCGGCCGUCGAGGCGAAGGCCGCGGCGGCCGACAUGGCUUCCGCGGAAACGGAGGCGGUCCUUGGACGUUCCCUGGGCGGCUCGGCCACCUCGCUGUGCCUACUGCCAUCCGAGGAAACCUCCGGGGAGGAGUCCCGGGCCGCGGUGGGCCCUCGGAGGAGCCGUUCUGGGGCUCUGGGACCGUCGGCUUCACCGCCCCCCACUUUAGCUCUGGUUCCUGGGGGAGCCCCGGCCCGGCCGAGGCCUCAGCAGCGUUAUUCGUUCGACGGGGACUACGGGGCGCUCUUCCAGAGCCACAGUUACCCGCGCCGCGCCCGGCGGACAAAGCGCCACCGGUCCACGCCGCACCUGGACGGGGCCGGAGGGGGCGCGGCCGGGGAGGACGGAGACCUGGGGCUGGGCUCCGCCAGGGCGCGCCUGGCCUUUACCAGCACCGAGUGGAUGCUGGAAAGUACCGUGUGAGCGGCGGGCGGGCGGGCGCCGGGACGCCUGGGUGCCGCGGACAAACGCCCAGCCGCCCUGACGUUUAGGGCAGGAUUCGGGGGUGAAAGCGCCGAGCCAACACGUCGUCGGACUGGAGGGGAGAAGCACCCUUCUCCCUGGAGAGGGGGGCGGGCUGCCUGGGCCGCGGCUCGAGGCCACGCCCCCGCGCUCAGGGGGGUUUGAGGGCGGGCCGCCGGGCUCCCCGCCCCCGCGGACUCCGAGCCCCUCUCCUGCCCCUCCCCCCGCGCGCUCGCGGACCUCGCUGGAGCCGGUGCCUUACACAGCGAAGCGCGGGGAGGGGCAGGGCCCCCCCGACACUGCAGCACUGAGACACGAGCCCCCUCCCCCCGCCCGGGACCCGGGGCAGGGGCGAGGGGCCCAUUUCACGUAUCUGGCUGGACUAGAUCCUAUUCUGUCCCGCGGCGGCCUCCAAAGGCCCCCCACCAACCCCAUUCAAUUCCCUGGUCCCGUCGUCGGGUCUGGCUUGGGGUCCCCUUUUCUCUGUUCCCCUCGUUUGUCUCUGUCCCGCCCUCUGUCAUCUCUGUCUUAUGUCCUUCCCUGUUCGUCUCUCUUUUCUCUGUCCCGUCGUCUGUUCUCCCUCUGCCCUCCCGUAUGGCGUCCAGCCUCCUUGUCUCACCAGAUUAUCUCCCCCAGUACACGAUUCUCCCGGGCAGGUCCCACCGGAAGGACCAGACUCUCCCCGACUCCUUCCUCUUGCUCCCAAGUGAAUCCCCACAGGAACAAAAUCCAAAACCAAAUCCCCCUCGCUACCGGAGCCGGGACCCUCCGCCGCAGGAGAAUUAAACUUUUUUCUGUGUCUGAGGCC